UUAAAAUGGCUAAAAUGGUAGUUUUUGUGUGUUUAUUUUUUGUAGUGUUAAUAGAAGCCGAUGAAAAAUAUACAACGAAAUAUGACAAUAUUGAUUAUAAUGAAAUAUUAGCUAAUCAUAGACUUUUAAAAAAUUACUUUAAUUGUUUAUUGGAAAAAGGAAACUGCACUCCUGAAGGAUCAGAAUUAAAAAAGGUUUUGCCUGACGCCUUGCAAACAGAUUGUUCCAAAUGCAGUGAAAAACAAAAAGCAGGUGUAAAAACAGUAUUUGACCAUUUGAUGAAUGACCAUAAGGAUAUGUGGGAGGAACUCCAGAAAAAAUAUGACCCAGAUGGCAUCUAUUAUAAAAAAUACGAGGAAGCAAUGAAAAAAGAAGGACUUUAAUAAUUGUGUUGUAACAUAUUUAUUAAUAUUUUAAAAAUUUAGGUAAUAAAGCAAUA
Brassicogethes aeneus is the source of this 439-nucleotide messenger RNA. Lineage: Eukaryota; Metazoa; Arthropoda; Insecta; Coleoptera; Nitidulidae. The record is from the annotation of a GenBank genome assembly.